Molecule: messenger RNA, 426 nt
Organism: Triticum turgidum subsp. durum (durum wheat)
Lineage: Eukaryota; Viridiplantae; Streptophyta; Magnoliopsida; Poales; Poaceae
Source: the annotation of a GenBank genome assembly
AUGUGUUGGGCACAACCAGCUCUAGAGAUGACCGUGGACACAAGCCAUUUACUCGGGCCUUAUGAUGCACACCUUCUGGUAUAUGGCCUACAAGAGCUCUCGCUGCCAAAAUUUAGAAUUUCAUCGAAAUAUUGGUUGAAAACGAUUGAUCGCUACCUGAACCACACAAAAGAGCAGCAACAGAAAAUGCUGGAUAAAAUCUUGGAGCUGAAGGAGAAGGAGAGAAAGCUGUUGACGGAGAACUCGGUGCUCCGCGAGGAGUACAAGGCGCUGCCUCUGCUAGAGCUGGCCACUGCUGCUGCUGCUGCUGCUGAAAGAUCGCCUGACGGCGCCGGAGCUGAAGAAGCUGAGGAGGACGAGCGGCGGCGGCAUUACAUGGAAGUGGAGACUGAGCUGGUCAUUGGAAGGCCCGGGUCGUCUAGCUAG